CCGGGUGACGUCAUGACGCAGCGAACGGAAGCGGCGAGUACUAAGGACAGAAGUUAAGGAGAACCAGAACCGGUCUGCUCCGCUGUCCAGUUUGAAGUUCCGGUCCGGUUCUGACUUCAGGUCUUCGGUGGAACCGCAGUAGCCCGGAUCAGCUUCAGUGCCUUCAGGACUCCAGCGGCCGUCUCUCCUCUCAAUCAUGGACCACAUGAACCACACCCCCAUGGGGGCCGACCCCACCCACGGCCACCAUCACACCGAGGCCCACCCCACCACCGCCCACAACCACGGAGGAGGGGACUCUGGCGGGGGCCACAUGGGCAUGUCCAUGACCUUCAACCUGGACUGCCACAACGUGCCGCUGCUGUUCGAAGGGCUGCUCAUCAACUCACCUGGAGAGAUGGUGGCGGCCUGCAUCGGCGUGUUCCUGCUGGCGGCGCUGUACGAGGGCCUGAAGAUCGGCCGCGAGGUGCUGCUGCGCCGCAGCCAGGUCAACGUGCGCUACAACUCCAUGCCGGUACCGGGGGCUGAUGGGACGGUUCUGAUGGAGACCCACAAGACGGUCGGGUAUGGCGCUGCUCGCACAUGCAGGAUGGGGGCGGAGCCAACAGGGACCAAUCCACUGUCUGCUUUAAAACGAUUUGGAGCUGAAGCAGCGGAUGCUAAGCCCCGCCCACUUCCUCCAGACGCUGCUGCACAUCAUCCAGGUGGUGGUCAGCUACUUCCUGAUGCUCAUCUUCAUGACCUACAACGGCUACCUCUGCAUCGCCGUGGCAGCCGGCGCCGGCAUGGGCUACUUCCUGUUCAGCUGGAGAAAGGCGGUGGUGGUCGACAUCACGGAGCACUGCCAUUAGCCGCCAUGCUAGUUAGCCUCACAACUCUAACGCCUGUUAGCGGUUUGCUAGCAGGAACAAAAGCUAAUUACCCGUAAAUGACGAAAUCCCAGAAGGUGGCGCCGCUGGCCGGCUGGAAGAGCCGCAGUUUAGUCUUGCGGUGGACGAGCCGGCCAAUGAGAAGGCAGAUCCCCAGCAGCCAAACCUCCUCCUCUCUCCUUUAGUGCCAUGACCAUGCUGGUAUGUGUAGCUCCUCCCCCUCAGUAGCCCACCAGGAGCCUCAUUGGCUGACAGGUGAAGCUGUUUUUAGUUUGAUUCGUUUCCUGUUUACACUUGUUUAGUGAAUUACGUCUUUAUUUAAAUGUACUCAAAGAUUCUUCCUGUGUCUGUGGACGAAUCGACCAAUCAGAGCACAGCCAUGUGAUCCUCCCGUACACCUCUCAGGUAAUGCUGGUCGCUGGCCGCCGUGGGCCUUAACUCCUCCGUCUGCUGCCUUACUGAGCAAGCAUCUGCUGUCGUCGUGGAGACGGAGGCCGCUCAGCUCCAGCCAAUGACACGUCAGUUAGAGGGGAGGUCCUCUCAUUAUUGAGGUGGGCGGGCCUUAUCUUCUGGACCAAUGAGGCCGCUCCGACAGAUGAAGUCAUGCCUGUGAUUGUUGUGAAGGAAUCGGUUUUAUCAAAGUGUUUUAUGUCGACAUGCUGGAAUCAGAAUAAAGUUCUCGUCUUCUGAG
This is a messenger RNA of Oryzias melastigma (Indian medaka), 1560 nucleotides long. RefSeq names its product solute carrier family 31 member 1 (gene slc31a1). Gene Ontology annotation, biological process: copper ion transmembrane transport. The record is from RefSeq and is a predicted model, not a curated record. Gene Ontology annotation, cellular component: membrane. Gene Ontology annotation, molecular function: copper ion transmembrane transporter activity. Bases 197 to 928 code for a protein of 243 amino acids. The transcript is spliced from 6 exons. Lineage: Eukaryota; Metazoa; Chordata; Actinopteri; Beloniformes; Adrianichthyidae.